Messenger RNA from Physcomitrium patens, 2549 nucleotides. Its product is annotated as putative WRKY transcription factor 11. Gene Ontology annotation, molecular function: DNA-binding transcription factor activity; sequence-specific DNA binding. Gene Ontology annotation, biological process: regulation of DNA-templated transcription. Lineage: Eukaryota; Viridiplantae; Streptophyta; Bryopsida; Funariales; Funariaceae. The record is from RefSeq and is a predicted model, not a curated record.
ACACAGGACGAGAAAUGGGAGAGAGCGCUUGGUGUUGUCGACUUCGCGUCCUGUGCUGUGCUGCCAGUGUCUCGCUGUGUGCUCAUCAGCGUCUGGCAUCACCUCAUUCUCGCUUUGCCUUGGAUUGCUUUGCUUUGCUUCGCCUCGGCUCACUAUGGUAGUGCUUCGCAGCUAGGCUACUUAGGGUUUCAGCUCACGCGGACGCCAUUGCUCUGCCACGGAGGCCGUCACAAUGCCACUCGCGAGUUAAGCGACGACGUCGUUUAGUUGCAGCCAGGGAUCGGUCAAUUGCAUGCGGCUUGCAUGAGUCAUGUGGGAUCGCGUGUGGUACGUCGGAGCGUGGAAGGUUUUUUUUAGCUCUCGGGGCUUGGGAAGGGAUCGAGAAGAAGGCGAGGGGACAUAGUGCUGAAGCGAUGCGGUGUUUGGAGAUCAUUGAAUGGGUUGUGUCCUUGGCGAUGGCCAUGGCGAUGUCGAGGUCGAGGUCGGUGUCGCAGCAGAUGGAAGAGAGGGGUAUUGUUGAGUUUUGGGAAGGGGGUUGAUUGAUCAUCGAGCUUUGGUUGAUGAUCAUGCAAAGGACGAGCGUUGUUUUGUUGAUCGACGAAGCUGUGUGCAGUUUAACUGUAGUUAUCGGAAGGUGUUGGGGUUAAUUUUGACUAGGAACAAAAUAGUGGAGUACGAAGAGGGAGAGACGAAAUGUAAGGAAAGAGAGAGGGUUUAUUGGGAGAUUAAUUUAUUUUAUUUCUGCAUUUUUAUUGGAGAAUUCAGGAGUGAGUCGAUAGAGGCGCGUCUCUGAGUGUUGAAUUUUAUUUCAGUUUCUUAAUUUUAUUGGGAAGCAUUUAGCGACAGAUAGUAAACAUGGAGUUGCUCACGGAGUCCGCAAGCAGUUUGAUUAAAGAGCGCGACCACGAGGCAGAGCAAGCGACGCGCAUGGGUUUGGAAAAUGCGAAGCAGCUCCUGCGGUCGCUUGCACAUAGCGAAUCCUAUCAAGGCAAUCAAGCUUCGUUAGACAUGGAAGCCAGCAUAGCCGCGGGUGCUGCAAUAUCCAGAUUUCAGAAGGUUGUUACCUUGCUCUCUAGGACGGGUCACGCCCGCUUUCGUCGAGGUCCAGCUGGCCUGAGCAAUGUGCUGGGUCCCAGCACUAAUUCUACGCAAUAUGGUAUGAAACGGAAGAGGGACUUUCCGUUUCCCAGCAGCACGCCACCUCAAUAUCCCCAUGUUCCGGAUGAGGUUCUUGUUUCGUUUCAACAUCGUCAACAGCAACUACAUUAUCCACAGCAACACUUGCUAGCACAGGCGAAGCAAUUCAUUCCUCCGCAAGUCUCAGCCUCGUUGGGGGCUAGCUUGGGUUCAGGAGGAUCAGGCAUGAAUCAUCUUCAGCUGAAUCAUCAUCGGCUUCAGCAAUUACAUUUGCAGCAGAUGCAUCAGCAUCUGCAACAACAGCUGUGGUCACCUUUGCAACAGCGCAACCAGCAAGGCUAUCACUCUAUGAUUCAAGAGAUCUCGCUUGGGAAGUCAGAAUUGGGUCGGUCGUUAGAGAGGGGUCCUGAAACUACGACCUCCAAGUCGUUCGCUUCCGUCUGCUUGGACGGUAGUGUUGAUUCAGAUAAGGUGCAUAACUUUACUCCUGAACGGCGCGCUCAAGGACCACCAACGAAGAAGAAGUGCAUGGGAAAGGCGGAUGAAGGAAGCGGGAAGUGUGCCACAGCUGGCCGCUGCCAUUGCUCUAAAAGAAGGAAACUGAAAGUAAAGAGGAUUAUUCGCGUGCCAGCAAUCAGUAGUAAACUUGCUGAUAUUCCUCCCGAUGAUUAUUCAUGGCGCAAGUAUGGCCAGAAGCCUAUCAAAGGAUCCCCGCACCCUAGAGGGUACUACAAGUGUAGCAGCAUGCGAGGCUGCUUAGCUCGUAAACACGUAGAGCGCUCACUGGAAGAUUCAUCUAUGCUCAUCAUCACUUACGAAGGAGAACACAACCACUCCCGCUCGACUUCUGUCAGUGCAGCAUUGCUGUGUACUUGACCCAUCUUGGACCGUGCAUCGUCGACAUCCUGAUUGUUAUUUGCGGCUGGCGAUCUUGGUUCACAACACAGAUCCACCAUGAGCUCGAACGUUGUGGAAGGCGCCCAGUGUAGUUUUCUGAAUCCUUAGGUGCUGCUAGGCAGAGGGAAAGACAUACAUAUACGUGGGUUAGUGUCAGUACUCUGUGUACACUUGUGGAGAUUCGCAACUAUUUGCGCUCCUCCAUUUUCACACAUAUCGUAACACGCACAUCAUUUACUCAGUUAGGAAAACGUUGGAAUUUUCUGUACAUAACGAAAACUGAAAGACGCUACAGGAGAGUCUCCCUAGAAGCAGUGAAGAUGCGACGAUUUGAUGGUACGUGCAAAAUUGAUAAUGGUAAUCUCUUUGUCUAUCUGCAUCCAUUCAGAUUCGGUCCUCCAACAUUGAAUCACAUCAAGAGAGACCUGAUGCAGGCCUCGAUCAUACCAUUUGUGGUAUAGUUGUGACUGUACUUGGUUCCCCAGGACUUAAGCUUUUUGUUUUUUGUUUUUAUA